UUUAUUCACCUAUGGUGAUACCGCUAUAUCAUGGAGAUCAAUGAAGCAAACAUUAACUGCAACAUCAUCAAAUCAUGCAGAAUUAAUUGCUCUUUAUGAAGCAGGUCGUGAGUGUGUCUGGUUGAGAUCAAUGAUCCAGCACAUACAAAAUGAAUGCGGUAUAAAAUCUUUUACUUCUAAUCCUACUGUGAUUUAUGAAGAUAAUACAGCAUGUAUAGCUCAGAUCAAAGGAGGUUACAUCAAAGGGGACAGAACAAAGCAUAUAGCACCAAAACUUUUCUCCACACAUGAUCUUGAGAAUGACGGAACGGUUGAUGUCAAACAAAUCAAGUCAUGCGACAACCCUGCUGAUUUGUUCACAAAGUCAUUGGCACCAAA
This is a messenger RNA of Cuscuta epithymum, 378 nucleotides long. The record is from the annotation of a GenBank genome assembly. Lineage: Eukaryota; Viridiplantae; Streptophyta; Magnoliopsida; Solanales; Convolvulaceae.